UGGCCGCGGGUCCCGCGCGCGCCGCGCUCGUCCGGUCCGGCCCGGGCCCGAGCGGGUGGAGGAGCCCCCCGAGGAGCCGGGGUCCGCGGCCCGCGCCCCCAGACAUGGUGGGCCACCUGCAUCUGCAGGGCAUGGAGGAGAGCCUCCGGGAGAAGAGCCGGGAGGGCCUGCUGGACAGCCCCGACUCCGGGCUGCCGCCCAGCCCCAGCCCCAGCCCGCCCUUCUACUCCCUGGCGCCCGGCAUCCUCGACGCCCGCGCGGGGGCCGCCGGCGCCCCCUUGGAGCCCCCCGGAGCCGGCGAGGCCAGAGCGCCCCCUGCCCUCCCCCCGAAUUCCCCAGCGCUUGAGAUGAGGCCCCGGAUGCUGCCUGUGUUCUUCGGGGAGGGCAUCGAGGUGCACCCAGAGCCCAUGCACGAGAUCCGCUGCAACUCGGAGGUCAGGUACACCUCGGAGAAGCACUUCCAGGACAAUGUCUUCUACGUGCCGGUGCCCACGGUCACGGCCUACAGUGAGACGAUCGUGGCGGCACCCAACUGCUCGUGGCGCAGCUACUGCAGCCAGCUGACCCUGGAGCCGCGGCCCCGGGCCCUGCGCUUCCGCAGCACCACCAUCAUCUUCCCCAAGCACGCCAGGAGCACCUUCCGGACCACCCUGCGCUGCAGCCUGGGCCGAGCCAGCCGCCGGUUCACCUCCAGCGUACAGCUCCAGCUGUGCCAGCACCCCCGCCUCCUGGGGCCCGCGGCGCUGCUCUGACCUUGGCCCGGGCAGGGGGCCCAAGGCGGACUCUGGGGUCAGGCCGGAGCCGGGGCAGGAGGGAGGUGGGGGAGGCCUGGUCCCUGUGGCCGCUCUGUAGACACCUCUGCCUCACUGGCACACGGACGGGUGGAGCGGCGCGGGUGGGGCUCCCUGAAGCUGCGGCAGGCGGCGGCCCGGGGGACCCACAGAGGGAAGGCCACAUCCUCUGCAGCUCCGCGAGACCCUGGCUCCCAGGCUGAGUGUGAGGGAAGAGGGGUGCCUCCCAGACAGCCCCGCCUCCCGGGAGGAGGGGUCUCCAGAGCUGGCCCUUCACCGGUGCUCUGAUGGAGGCCCAGGCUGAGCGAAGGGGGCUUGGCCGGGGCUCAGGGGUGGAAGCAGGGCUAGUGCCAGCGAAGACCCAAGCCGCCCGCAUCCUGCAGAGGAUUGAGGGCGCAGCCCGCCUAAAUUGAGGCCUUUGAGCUCUGCAUCUGGAGCUUCGCCCCCCUGGCGUCCCACUAACCUCUGUCCCCAAGACCCCCUCAGAAACAGGACUCUCAUGCCAGAGCCUUUGCACCAGGUGCCAAGGGGAGGCGUCGAAGCUUCCAGAAUGGCCACCAGUCACCUGUGUGAGGGUCCAGGCUCAGUCGUCGGCUUAGAGAGACACCAUGGGGGCUCCUGCCCAUGGUGAUGCCACACGCACAGCCCCAAGGACUGCAGGGCUCGCCUUGCGUGUGAUGCCAGGACGCGCCAGGGGCUGGGGCCAUGGGGCAGUGCUGCCCAGACUGGCGCCCCAGGAGCCCCCAGCGUGGCCGCCGAGGGGCCCCCUGACCUGCUCACCCCCCCACGACGGGGGCCGAAAGGCUCUCGGGGGCUUCAGCCCCACACGGGGAUGAGAGAAGCAGCUCACAGCUCACACGAAAGAGAGGCAAAGUGCCUGAUAUAUUUUUAUAUAUCUAACAGAUGGUGCAUGUUCUCUCCAGUCUGAUUAACAAAGAAAUAACUUAAAAACUUGACUGAUAUUAUCUUAAUAAAAUGUGCAAACCUGAA
Canis lupus familiaris (dog) is the source of this 1781-nucleotide messenger RNA. RefSeq names its product refilin A (gene RFLNA). Bases 105 to 752 code for a protein of 215 amino acids. Gene Ontology annotation, cellular component: actin filament bundle. Gene Ontology annotation, biological process: negative regulation of chondrocyte development; negative regulation of bone mineralization involved in bone maturation; actin filament bundle organization. Gene Ontology annotation, molecular function: filamin binding. The record is from RefSeq and is a predicted model, not a curated record. The transcript has 3 exons. Lineage: Eukaryota; Metazoa; Chordata; Mammalia; Carnivora; Canidae.